UCACAUCGGAAACAAAACAGCGGAUGCUCGGGAAGGAACCUCGGCUGCUAGAGGCCGGUGGUGGUGGCGGAGAGGAAAGGACCUAAUCCAGGAGCCAGCAAGUGACAGCAGCCUGUGAGGUCCUUGGAAAGCGUGGCCUGGAGGAGAAUACAUGAAAGAAAGAACCCCAAGAGGCUCUGUUUUCUGUGAAAAAGUAUAUCUAUACAGUUGCUCCAAUGACAGAGUUACCCGCACCCUUGUCCUACUUCCAGAAUGCACAGAUGUCCGAGGACAACCACCUGAGCAAUACUGUACAUGGCCAGAAUCUAACUCCAUUUACAGAAGACACGGAGACUGUGGGGCAGAGAGCCCUGCACUCAAUCCUGAACGCGGUGAUCAUGAUCAGCGUCAUUGUCGUCAUGACGAUUCUCCUGGUGGUUCUCUAUAAAUACAGGUGCUACAAGGUCAUCCAUGCCUGGCUUAUUGUUUCAUCCCUGUUGUUGCUGUUCUUUUUCUCAUUCAUUUACUUGGGGGAAGUGUUUAAAACCUAUAAUGUUGCCAUGGACUACAUUUCGGUUGCGCUUCUGAUCUGGAAUUUUGGUGUUGUGGGAAUGAUCGCCAUUCAUUGGAAAGGUCCACUGAGACUCCAGCAGGCAUAUCUCAUUAUGAUCAGUGCCCUCAUGGCCCUGGUAUUUAUCAAGUACCUCCCAGAAUGGACCGCCUGGCUCAUCUUGGCUGUGAUUUCAGUAUAUGAUUUAGUGGCUGUUUUGUGUCCAAAAGGCCCGCUUCGUAUGCUGGUUGAAACAGCUCAGGAGAGAAAUGAAACUCUCUUCCCAGCUCUUAUUUACUCUUCAACAAUGGUGUGGUUGGUGAAUAUGGCAGAAGGAGACCCAGAAGCCCAAAGGAAGGUAUCCAAAAACUCCAAUUACAAUGCCCAAAGCACAGAAAGUGAGUCACAAGACCCAGUGACAGAGAGUGAUGAUGGUGGCUUCAGCGAAGAGUGGGAAGCCCAGAGAGACAGUCGCCUGGGGCCUCAUCACUCUACGGCUGAGUCACGAUCUGCCGUGCAGGACCUUUCCAGCAGCAUCCUGGCCAGUGAGGACCCAGAGGAAAGGGGAGUAAAACUUGGAUUAGGAGAUUUCAUUUUCUACAGUGUUCUGGUUGGUAAAGCUUCUGCAACAGCCAGUGGAGACUGGAACACAACCAUAGCCUGUUUUGUAGCCAUAUUAAUUGGUUUGUGCCUUACAUUAUUGCUCCUUGCCAUUUUCAAGAAAGCAUUACCAGCUCUUCCAGUCUCUAUCACCUUUGGGCUUAUUUUCUACUUUGCCACAGAUUAUCUUGUUCAGCCCUUUAUGGACCAGUUAGCAUUCCAUCAGUUUUAUAUCUAGCAUAUUUACAGUUAGAAUCUCAUGGAUUUUUCGCCUUUGACUAUAAUAAAAUCUGGGGAGGACAAAGGUGAUUUUCCAGUGUCCACAUAUAACAAAAUCAAGAUUCCCAGCUGGACUUUUUGCAGCUUCCUUCCAAGUCUUCCUGACCACCUGCACUAUUGGGCGUUGGAAGGAGGUUUCUACAGAAGACGGUUUUGAACACGUCAUUGUGGUGAACUAAGUCCCUCAAUGCAGAAACUACCAGAUUUGAGGGACAAGGACAAGGCAAAGCCAUGGGCCAAAAAGUUGCUGUGCUCCCACCAGCAGGUUGACCUGUGGUCAUAGGUGGACUUUACCAACGCUGCAGACUCUCAGGACUACCAUUACCAGGAGGUUAAAUGAAAUGGUUUAAACCAAACAGGACUCUUCAUCUUAAGCUACAUAUUGAAAAUCAACCUAAUAAAUCUGUAUUGAAUUUUGAACCUUUUCGGGAGAUACCAUAAGGAGAGCAGGCACCAGCAGCAAAAUGGAAAGAUGGGAAGGGACUCAAACUUUCAGACUUUUUGCUGCAGACUUACCAUUUUUAAAUAAGACUUUUUUUCACCUGAGUCAAGUCAGAGGUAUAGGUUGAUUUUGACACUUCUACUCAAGCACUGAAGCUCAUUAUCUGUGGCUGCCAUUUCUUCCCAAGGCCAGUCUGAACUUAUUUGAGGUUGCUCUAUCUUAAAAGUCUUAACCUCAGGUUCAAAUUCAGUAAUUUCUGGAAAUAAUGGGACUGUAACUCAACGAUUCCCUAUCACCCUUAGGUAAAUUCUGGAUUUUCCACCAAACUCCUAAUUUGUAGGCAUAUUGGGAGGUUCACUUGCCCCCAGCUGCCUCCCUCCUCCCCUCUCUCUCCCUUUACUCCCCUCAUGAGCACUUCUGUAUGGUGAAUAAGACAGCCCUGUUGUGGUAGCAGAUGGUCCAGUUGUUAUAGGAUUUUGCUCUUUGUGUGGUACAAAGAGUGUGUCAUGAAUCAGUGCUCUCACCCCUGCUGUCAUGAUUUCUUCAAUAGCAAAAUACAGUGUGUGCCCAAAGACAGUAGAAUUAAAGAAGAGUAAAAUUGCUCGUGAAAAAAAUAAAAAAUAAAAAAAAUAAAA
Messenger RNA from Cervus elaphus (red deer), 2485 nucleotides. RefSeq names its product presenilin-1-like. Gene Ontology annotation, biological process: amyloid-beta metabolic process; Notch receptor processing; negative regulation of apoptotic process. The record is from RefSeq and is a predicted model, not a curated record. Gene Ontology annotation, cellular component: ciliary rootlet; endoplasmic reticulum; cell surface. Gene Ontology annotation, molecular function: cadherin binding; beta-catenin binding; aspartic endopeptidase activity, intramembrane cleaving. Lineage: Eukaryota; Metazoa; Chordata; Mammalia; Artiodactyla; Cervidae.